Molecule: messenger RNA, 1563 nt
Organism: Monosiga brevicollis MX1
Lineage: Eukaryota; Choanoflagellata; Craspedida; Salpingoecidae
Exons: 2
Coding region: 1-1563 (520 amino acids)
Source: RefSeq, a predicted model, not a curated record
AUGCCGGCUGCAAGUGACGACCGCCCGCCUGCUCGCCAAACACUUGCUCGGACCCACACAAAGCCAGCUCGGACGCGCACGAAAAAACGUGUGGUCAAGCUUGAUCAACAGCACGGCAUUGCCGCGGCGCGAAUUUUCAUGGACGAGAUUGGGUGCCUUGUAUCCCCCGUCUUUGAGUCUCCAGUGUGCACGCAGUGCGGCCAUGUCCUGAGAGGCCGGGUGACGCAUCAUCUGUUCAAAAAGCACCAUGUGCGGUGCAGCCAAGAAGACAUUGAUGCAGCCAUGGCACUCCUGCGCCCGCUGCAGCCCGAGGAGCCGCCGAUCGACAUUGGGGCAGAAUCAGAGCCGCCUGAGCAUCCCGACGAACCAGAGGCCAAGCAGCCGCCUCGACGAGUCAAGCUGCAAAAGCCGCUGCGCGGUGCUGGAGCCCGCUGUGUCGAGGUCAUUGUGGAGGAAAGCCACGACGCCUCGGCAGCCGAUGUCAGCGAGAACGAAGAGGAGCUCGAGGAGCAGCAGCGGUUCAAGCAGUUUAUCUCAAGCACCCAGGCCAUGGCCUCAGAGGCUGAGGAUAAGCGAUGCCCGCACGGCGUUCACCAGAUGCAUCCGUUCUACGACAGCGUGGGCAUGACGCUGGUCAUCAACGAGCUGAAGCCAGAGCGCAUGGUCGAACUGGGCCACAACACCCCGUCGGCACUCCUCGAGUCGGGCAUGCAUGAGCUGUUCUGGACGGCCUACGAGCAGCUCUCGGAUCAGGGCCUGGCCGCCGCUGCGGUGACGCGUCUGUUUGACGACAAUAAAGGGCAGUAUCAACAUCGCCCCAUGCGGCAAGUACAGCCGCAAACCGUCAGCAGGUACCUGAGUCUUGGAACACGCCUGAUCCAAUUCUUGCUGCUGCUGGAGGCCAUGCCAGCCCCCGAUCCGUCGAGCUUUCUGGGCCAGGUGCUUGCCAGCCGUGGCCCUGCGGUAAUUGAUGCCACCGUGGCUCUGAGUGUGGGCCUGGACGCUGAAAUGACCAAGAAAGAGCUGGUUGAGCCCCUCACAUCCCUGUGGCUGGCCCUGGUGGAGGUGGAGCUGAGCCUCUUUGACAACGACAAGGUGCACUUUGUCAACGUCUUCUUAUUGUGCACGGCCGUGUCCAAAGGAAGCGGCAUCCUGCAAGACAUCAGGCAGUGGACCACGACGCCCGCUGGACUGCUGUACGUUUUCAAAUUGUUCCUGCUUCGCCGUGGCAAGAAUGAGUCGUGGUCAGUGGCUAACGAGUUGAGGCCGUAUAUGCAGCCCGGGCGAUUGGUGCACUUCUUAAGCCAGCGCAUGAGCAUGGCACGAACAGCGAGCAUGGCCGAGGGGCAGGCUGGAGUCGACGUCGAUAUCCGAGCCGAUGGCGACGUGACGGACGAGACGCUGCGCACCAUUGUCUGUCGAGGCAUUGAGCUCAAUGUGGAGGAGCUUGGGGCUGCGCUGGAGCAGAUGAGCAAAAACAUGACGGAAAUAUUGGACAAGCACCUCUUGCUCGACUCACGCCUGCGGAAAGAUUACGAGAAAGAAUAUGAGCGGCUGCGAUGA